AUGGCUGCACGAAUUCUGGAUGAGCUCACACAGCCAAUUCGGAAACUGCUACUUAACGAAACAGAAAUAGUUGCGCUGAUAUCGCUUGUUCUCUUGGAUCCUGAUGUGCCAGGUUUGACGUUGGAUACAUCACGAGCGUUAGCAGCUUUGCGCGAUCGAGUGCAGCACGCACUGUUUCAAGUGAUCCGAGAACGUGUGGGCUCCGCAGAACAGCCAGUCUCGGCUGCAAUAUCACGUUUUGGCAACAUACUGCUGUUACUGCCACCGCUAGCGAAAAUUUCUUCAAUUUUUUGCGAAAAUGUGCAGUUUGCUCGGGUGUUUGGCUCGCAGACCAUUGAUCCGUUGGUUCUUCAAAUAUUUUUCGAUUCACCGGGUGAAGUGAUUCCAUCAACAACAUCCCGGGAACGUGCCGAUGUAUCCACGCAAACACACAACCUACAGCAAGUUUCACCGCGCCAUGCUGCAUCGGCUGAUGAGGAGAUGCUAAGUUUGGUGCAACUUACACCACCACCAACUGCCGGAACCCUCUCAACACUGUCACCGGUUGGAAGCGUUGGUUUACCCUGCUCCACAUCGCCGCAGCAACAGCAGCAGCGUAUCACACCGAUCGUGGUACCGCCUGGACCGAACGGUCACGCCAAUCACAAUACCUCAUACAGUUUUUACUUCCCAUACUCAGGACAAUUCUCAGUUCCGGGCGCUUACCCGGUGCAGUCAUCGCCUGCAUCAUCAUCAUUAUCUCCUGGUUCUGCCAGCAAUGGUACCUAUGUAUCGCAGACAACAGGAAUUUUUGACACCUCCUCUGGACACACUGCUGCCACUGAUGUUACUAAUAAUUUUCGUUACCUGUAA
Gongylonema pulchrum is the source of this 852-nucleotide messenger RNA. NCBI's taxonomy places the organism in Eukaryota, Metazoa, Nematoda, Chromadorea, Rhabditida, Gongylonematidae. The record is from the annotation of a GenBank genome assembly.